CCAGGGGAAAGGGACGCUUGCACCGCUGGCAUCGGCCCAAGUAUUUGAGCCAAACACCCGAAGCGCUGCAGCUCUUCGCUUUGCCGGACCGGAGGUCAAGUCGGAGGUCUCAUGGCGUUGCUGUUGUCGACUUUUCUAGUCCAACAGUUUUUCUGGGCCGCGGCCGUGCAGUUUGAUGCGUAUUUCGAAGAAGCUGCGGUGAAAAAUAAUGCUUCCUGGGCCAAAGAAGAGUCCGAGAUUCAGCAAAAGCUGCAGAAGCUUGAGAGUAAGUUCAAAAAGAAGCCCAACAUCAUUUACAUUUUGUCCGACGACAUCGGUUUCGGCGAGCUGGGUUGGCAAGGCGGUGGCAAGCACCGGGGCACACCAGGCCCUGGCUUAGAUGACAUGGCCUAUCAAGGCAUGCGAUUUUGGUCAUCCUACAGUGAGCCGAGCUGCACUCCCUCGCGCGUGGCCAUCAUGACGGGGCGCCACCCCGUGCGAACCGGCCUCACCACGGUGCUGUGGCCGGGGCAGGUGGACGGCCUGUCACCGGAGGAGGUGACCAUUGCCGAAGUGCUGUCGGCCAAGGGGUACCACACGGCCAUGUGGGGCAAGUGGCACAUGGGCGAAGAACCCGAACACGCGCCUGAGAAUCAAGGCUUUGAUUACGCCUACUACGGUCUCUUCAAUGGAGCGCCUGACCUAUGGCCAGAUGGCUAUGAGAUGACGGCAGUUGGAAUACCGGGCCACUGCGACCUGAAGAAGUUAGAGCACACAGUGAAAGCUGCUUUGGCUGCUCGUCAGUCCAGCGUUAGUGCUGCACUUUUCGGAAGGCUCCUUGAUCCUCCGGUAUGGAGGUGCGGUGACAGCUGGAGCGGCAAGGCGCUGGGCAGACCGAGUGGUGCAUCAAAGGUGGGUGCCCAGCUCGAGGCUUCAAAGGUGCCCAAGUCGAAGCAUGAGAGGACAGGUGCCCAACUCGAGGUGCCGAAGUGGAAGUGGAAGCAUCGAAAGUGCCCAACUGGAGAGGAAAGCAACUCCAGAGGCAUCAGAGGCAUGAGAGGUGCCCAACUCGAGGCAUCAAAGGCGGGUGCCCAGCUCGAGGCUUCAAAGGUGCCCAAGUCCACGCAUGAGAGGACAGGUGCCCAACUCGAGGUGCCGAAGUGGGAGUGGAAGCAUCGAAGGUGCCCAACUGGAGAGGAAAGCAACUCCAGAGGCAUCAGAGGCAUGAGAGGUGCCCAACUCGAGGCAUCAAAGGUGGGUGCCCAGCUCGAGGCUUCAAAGGUGCCCAAGUCGAAGCAUGAGAGGCAUGAGAGGUGCCCAACUCGAGGCAUGAAAGGUGGGUGCCCAGCUCGAGGCUUCAAAGGCAUGAAAGGUGCCCGACUCGAAGCAUCAAAGGUGCCCAACUCGAGGCAUGAGAGGCAUGAGAGGUGCCCAGCUCGAGCAUCAAAGGUGCCCAACUCGAAGCAUCAAAGGUGCCCAGCUCGAAGCAUGAGAGGUGCCCAGCUCGAGCAUCAAAGGUGCCCAACUCGAAGCAUCAAAGGUGCCCAACUCGAAGCAUCAAAGGUGCCCAACUCGAAGCAUGAGAGGCAUGAGAGGUGCCCAACUCGAGGCAUGAGAGGUGCCCAGCUCGAAGCAUCAAAGGUGCCCAACUCGAAGCAUGAGAG
Cladocopium goreaui is the source of this 1643-nucleotide messenger RNA. NCBI's taxonomy places the organism in Eukaryota, Dinophyceae, Suessiales, Symbiodiniaceae. The record is from the annotation of a GenBank genome assembly.